AUGGAAGAAGCCAAAUUCGGAAUUUUCUCAGUUACACCUCAAACACGGAAGGAGGAGGAUGUGCGCAGCGAUGAUCAGAUCCUUGCAACGAGUAGCAAUUGCAAUGGCUUUUUUCCUGUUGAUGAUUACCCAGUCCAGAGCGCAAGUCAUAUACCCGGAGGAGGCGCCGACGACGCCCUGCCAGCUGCGGUCGGGGGCGGAGGGCCGGUGUCUCCCAUCGCCUCCUGCGCCUCAGCAGUCCUGCAGCUGAACUCGGGGGAGAGGCCCGUCCCGUGCGGCUUCGAGGGGCGCGCGCCCGUCGUCUGCUGUCCGCCUCCAGCGGAUGAUAACGGCAAGGCAGGUGACCUGCAGGCCCUCCAGGUGUCAGCUCCGGCUGUAGACUUCGAAUGUGGCGAUUCCACUCCCGUAGAAGUCCCCUUGGUCUUCGGUCUGAGCCGGGUCUCCAGGAGUAACCUCCAGAAGGAUUCUUUGGCUGCUGUGGGCAUUGCCCCGCCGGAUAUCGUCCCUCCGGUUGUAGGUGGCUUUCCGGCGCGACGUGUCUUGGCCAAAUACACGGCGCUCGUUGGGGAGGACUCGAGAGGGACCACUGACUGGUUCUGCGACGGAUCCCUCAUCAACGCCCUGUGGAUUCUGACCGCCGCCCACUGCUUCCAGAGGAGGUCAGCGUCAGUAGUCCGUCUCGGCGAACACGACUACAGCACGAGCAGCGACGGCGACAGGCACGAGGACUUCCUGGUGGGCGAGGUCGUCCUGCACCCUGAGUACCUGCGCCCCGAGUCCUACCACGACCUGGCGCUGAUAAAGCUGGGGCGGAGGGUCGUGUUCAACAGCCACAUCAACCCCGUGUGUCUCCCCUGGGGUCGCGAGGCGGAGAGGGACCUCACGGGGGGGGCCCUCGUUAUCACGGGCUGGGGGGCGACCGAGCACGGGGGCUCCGGAAGCACGGUGCUGCAGGAGGUGGCGCUGACGGCGUUCCCCCCCUCCCGCUGCGACCAGAGCUACUCGACCCUCCCCCAGUACUCGCGAUACUGGCCCAGGGGGAUCGGCAACGAGACCCUGUGCGCCGGGGACCCCCAGGGGGGCAAGGACGCCUGCCAGGGCGAUUCCGGCGGGCCCUUGGUGUACCUGGACGAGCGCAAGAGGUACGUCCUGGCCGGCGUCGUGUCCAGUGGCUAUGGCUGCGGCCUUCAGGAGUUCCCGGGUCUUUACGCCAACCUCCGUCAGGCACCUUACCUCCGCUGGAUCAAGAAGGUGGCCUUCACCUGAGCUCUGCCAUACAUUCGUCUGAAGGGAGUGACUAAGAGAGAAAACGAUAAAUAAAAAGAAUAAGCAUGGACCGACUGAGAGAGAUAGAUAGAAAUGAACAUGAAUUUGCAAUGAAUUAUUCUUUGUAUUCCAUUGAUGACAUGGAAACGAGCACGCUCAGUGUUUAAUUGUUAGAACGAAUAAAUGUGUUAGAGGCCCAAGGUG
Penaeus vannamei (Pacific white shrimp) is the source of this 1470-nucleotide messenger RNA. NCBI's taxonomy places the organism in Eukaryota, Metazoa, Arthropoda, Malacostraca, Decapoda, Penaeidae. The record is from RefSeq and is a predicted model, not a curated record.